Sinocyclocheilus rhinocerous is the source of this 4923-nucleotide messenger RNA. Its product is annotated as multiple epidermal growth factor-like domains protein 6. Gene Ontology annotation, molecular function: calcium ion binding; scavenger receptor activity. NCBI's taxonomy places the organism in Eukaryota, Metazoa, Chordata, Actinopteri, Cypriniformes, Cyprinidae. The transcript is spliced from 33 exons. The coding region runs from base 135 to 4382 and encodes 1415 amino acids. The record is from RefSeq and is a predicted model, not a curated record.
UACUCAAGCCCACAGCAGCAGUUGUUCUCUCCUGUUGCAUAAUGGACAUGCUGAGAGUCUGUUUAUCCUGUUUUGUUUGCAUGAUCUUAUUUCUUUCUGUUUGAGUGAGGUCUCUAACACAUUGCGCUUGGACAAUGCUAUCCGAUUGGCUGAGGUUAGUGCUCAUAUUUACUUUCUGGACUCAGCUGGUCCCAAGUUUGGGUGCUGGGAAUACACGUUACCGCUACUAUCACAGGAACUGCUACACCUGCUUCGGUGGAUAUCAGGGAUACAACACAGGACACCUGGGGGCAGAUAUUGAUGAGUGCCAGGUUCACAACGGAGGCUGCCAGCAUAGGUGUGUGAACACCAGAGGCUCGUACUACUGCGAGUGCAACCCGGGCUUUCGUCUGCACAUUGAUGGCCGCACCUGCAUAGCUGUCCUAUCCUGUGCAGUGAAUAAUGGAGGCUGUGAGCAUGAAUGUGGCCAACUUUCUCCAGUUCACUUCCAGUGCCGCUGCAGACGUGGGUACCUGCUCACAGCUGAUGGCAAGCGCUGUAGACUGAGGAACCCAUGUGCGGAGAGGAACGGCGGCUGUGUGCACUUAUGUCGCAGUGAUGGCGGUCAUGCUGUGUGCAGCUGUCACCAAGGCUUCACGCUGGCCCAGGACCAGAAGAGCUGUGAAGAUGUCGAUGAGUGUGAAACGGGAUUGGCAGCUUGUGCUCACAGUUGCCGAAACACUCCGGGCUCUUUCUCAUGCGUCUGCAAUCCGGGAUACGAGCUGGGCUCUGAUGGCAGGAAAUGCUACCGUAUUGAAAUGGAGAUUGUUAAUAGUUGCGACUCAGAUAAUGGUGGCUGUUCACACCACUGUCAGCACGGCACGCUUGGACCCGUCUGCAGCUGUAACCAGGGUUAUCAGCUCGCGGAGGACCACAAAACCUGUUUGGAUCUGGAAGAAUGUGAGGAGGUAACUUCAUGCUGUGAGCAAAACUGCACAAACCACCCCGGAGGUUAUGAGUGCUACUGCAGGGCAGGAUACAGACUCAACACUGACGGAUGUGGAUGUGAUGAUGUGGAUGAGUGUCUGUCUGAUAAUGGGGGCUGUGAGCACACUUGUCAGAACACAGCUGGCUCCUAUCACUGCUUCUGUGAGUUUGGAAACCGGCUCGCUGAGGAUAGACACUCCUGUAUUCCCCUGGAGAGAGCGGUUGAGGAAUUGUCCAGUCCAACGGUGGUUGAGAGACCUCUCCUUCAACUCACUCUCCUGCAGGACUACCCACAACCCCUGGAGCGUUAUCACGACUAUGAGGAUGAUGGCUUUGGAGAGCUGCGAGCAGAUAGCACCCUCUCUGAGAAAUUUGCCUGUCCAGAGGGAACAUUUGGGAGAAACUGUUCCUUCACUUGUAAGUGCAAAAACGGUGGCACCUGUGACCCGAUUAGCGGGAAGUGCUGCUGCCCACCUGGAGUGAGUGGAGACCUGUGCCAGGAUGGCUGUCCGAAGGGACUAUAUGGAAAACACUGCAACAAGAAAUGUAACUGUGCUAAUAACGGACGCUGCCAUCGCACAUAUGGAGGCUGCCUGUGUGAUCCAGGGCUCUACGGCAGGUUUUGUCACCUACCUUGCCCCAAGUGGUCGUAUGGAUCUGGCUGCUCAUCGGAGUGUCAUUGUGUGCAGCAGAACACGCUUGAAUGCCAUCGACGUCAUGGAACGUGUGUGUGCAAGCCUGGCUAUCAGGGCAAGACCUGCAACCUGGAGUGUGAUAGUGGAUACUAUGGUCCAGGAUGUAAAUCAAAAUGCCAGUGUCCAGCAGGAGUGUCUUGUCAUCACAUGACUGGACAAUGUCAGCGUCAGUGCCCAGCCGGUCUGUAUGGGGAUCACUGUGACCGAGAGUGCCCUGUGGGACAGUUUGGAGUUGGAUGUUCACAAUCUUGUGACUGUAAUGGAGCUCCAUGCGACUCAGUGACUGGAAAGUGCCACUGUCCCGCUGGGCAGACAGGAGAACACUGUGAAAAAGAGUGUGAAGAGGGCCGUUGGGGGCUGGGAUGUGCAGAACUAUGCCCUUCCUGUGAUAAUGGUGGAUUGUGUGAUCGGCAAAACGGCACCUGUAUUUGUCCACCAGGAUACAUGGGAAAUCUCUGUGAGAAUGUCUGCCCAUUUGGGCACUUUGGCCUCAGCUGUCAGUUGCGCUGCACCUGUGAAAACAGUGGGCAUUGCCACCACGUGACAGGUCUCUGUGCUUGCAAAGACGGCUGGAUGGGACCCAACUGCGCAAAAGCUUGUGAGGCGGGACUCUGGGGGCCAAACUGUGCCAGCCAGUGUGACUGCAGGAGCAGCGUGGGCAGCUGUGACCCUAUGACUGGGCAGUGCCAUUGUGAAGCAGGCUACACGGGACCACGCUGUGAUCAAAAGUGUCCAGAGGGUUUCUUCGGCCAGGGCUGCCGUCACAGAUGCCAGUGUGAGAAUAAAGCAGCGUGCGAGCAUGUGAGCGGUGCCUGUACUUGUUUACCAGGCUGGACUGGAACGUACUGUGAAAAACCCUGUCCGGAGGGUUUUCAUGGUUUCGAAUGCCAGCAGAAGUGCCAGUGCUUAAAUGGUGGUUGUUGUCACCCCGUGACUGGAGGCUGCCAGUGUCCAUCUGGUUGGGUCGGGCCCCUUUGCAACACCACAUGUGAAGCUGGCACCUAUGGCCCUGGCUGCAGUCAAACCUGUAACUGCCACAAUAAUGCCACCUGUGACCCUGCUGAUGGAAAAUGUGAGUGUGGAGCAGGAUGGACAGGGAGCAGCUGUGAACAAGAAUGCCCAGCUGGCUUCUAUGGUGUGGGCUGCCACCAGCACUGCUUGUGCCAGAAUGGAGGGUCAUGUGACCGAAUCAGUGGGCAAUGCACAUGUCUAAGUGGAUGGACUGGAGUGGCCUGUGAACAGGAAUGUGCUCUGGGACACUUCGGCAUCGACUGUCAACACAAGUGUGAGUGUGAGAAUGGCGGAGUGUGUGACCGACAGAAUGGCAGGUGCUUCUGUCCAGCAGGCUGGAAGGGCUCACACUGUGAGAUGGCAUGUACUCAAGGUUUAUAUGGUCCAGGCUGUAAGCAGCAGUGCAGGUGUGAUCAUAACGCCCCAUGUCACCACAUCACUGGCACCUGUGUGUGUCCUACAGGCUGGAGAGGGUUGCACUGCGAGAAAAUUUGUUUACCCGGUUCAUACGGGAAGCGAUGCGCUCAGCGAUGCAACUGUCCUCGUGGCACUUCCUGUAACCAUGUGACCGGGGAGUGUGGCUGCCCACCUGGAUUUGCUGGUAACGGCUGUGAGCGAAUGUGUCAGUCAGGUAUGUUUGGACUGAAAUGUAAUCAGGUGUGCCAGUGCUCUGAGGUUAAUCAGCUCUGUCACCCCGUCACUGGUGUCUGCUACUGUGCUCCAGGAUAUCACGGCAGCAAGUGUGAUACAGAGUGUGUGGUAGGCCGUUAUGGUCCCAACUGUGAUCAGGAGUGCCAGUGUCUGAAUAAAGGAGUGUGCAAGACCAGCACUGGUACCUGUACCUGCCCACCGGGAUUCAUUGGACCAAACUGCAAUAUCACCUGUCCAUCAGGGCGUUACGGGCAAGACUGUGCACGAGUGGCUUUGUGUGGUGAAGGGGCCAGGAGUGAUCCGGUCACAGGCAGAUGCGUGUGCAAAGCGGGCCAGCGAGGGGAAGACUGUGGGAAAGGUUGUCCUAGGGGCUGGAUUGGCGAGGACUGUGCUCAGCGCUGUGACUGCAGUAAUGGAGGACUGUGUGACGCGGUUACAGGAAACUGCACCUGUGGACUGGGCUGGACAGGAAACAGCUGUGAUAGAGAGUGUCCCAGAGGCCGGUAUGGGGCUGACUGCAAGGAAGUAUGUGAUUGUAAAAAUAAUGGCACCUGUGACAGAGUGAUGGGCGAGUGUCACUGUCCUCCUGGGUACUACGGACACCUCUGUGAACAUGCAUGCCCUAUUGGUUUCCAUGGACAUCGCUGCCAGCUUUUGUGUGACUGCCGUGCCAAUGCACCUUGUGACUCUGCAACUGGCCGCUGCCUCUGUCCUCCAGGUUAUCAAGGACUCCGCUGUGAUAGAGAGUGUGAUCCAGGCAAAUUUGGGCCUAAUUGUGUCCACAUAUGUGACUGUGACAGAGACACACCAUGUGACCCUGUCAGUGGCAGGUGUCUGUGUGCACCUGGGAAAAUGGGAUCUCGCUGUGAUAUAGACUGUGGAGUGAAUCGAUUUGGACCUGAUUGCUCAGAGAGAUGCGAGUGUCACAACGGAGGUCAAUGCAAUCCACGCAAUGGACGAUGCACCUGUCUCAACAGCUGGGUCGGACCGAGCUGUCAAGAGGGGCUCAUGUCUAGUCAGAAUACUAGCAGAAGCAAAAGGAAGGACUCAUCAGUAUAGCAAUCUCACGGUUUCUUAUCCAGUUCAGUAACAGACACAGACAGUUUCACUGACUGUAAACUGACCUGGCUUGAAUUUGUGAGUGGACUCUUGGCUAAAAUUGAAGCCUUGUAGCAUUUAUUUUUUUUAGAUCUUUGAACACAAAAGUCCACCAAACCGUCAGAUGACUCUAACAAGGACAAACUUCCAAGGUGGAGACUUCCAUUAUUUAGUCAAUAAAUGAUAUACUUUCUUGUGGAAAAGUGGACAACAUGAAGUCCAACAUGGAGAAGGCUAUUCAUAUUGAAGUUCCUCCUGGAUGAGGACAAAUUCAAAGAGUUUUUUCAGCAUCAGUUCUGCUCAGGGAGAUUGAACUUCCUGAUGACUUCAGUUUAACUCUAAUCAAGAAAAGCAUCAAAUCAAGGCCUUCGCUUCACCUGAAAUUGAAGUGAAUCCCAUUGUCACUGUGAUCUUAAACAGGGCUUAAAGGGAUAGUGCACCCAAAAAUCAGACUUCUGCUAUCAUUUAUAUAACCUCAUUUUAUGGUUUUGUAUCCAUUUAA